CGGAAUGGAGGGAAUGGCUUGUAACUGACAGCGCCGCACGCAAACGCCAAAACACACAACACCACAUUACCAGAUUUGCCGACUUGCUCCAGUUGACAGAUGAUAGUGGGGGAAAUGGAAAUACGCCACAAUUUCGAAAAACAGAAAAAAAACCUUAUUUAUUUUCCAGUGUGUCUUCCAUUAUUGAAACAAGAUAUGAUUUUCAUCUGAAGUACAUAACAAAACUCGUCUUUCCCUCGUGAAAUGGUAUUGGAUUGGUGCUAUUAAAAUCGGCUGAAAUUCGCCAGGAUGAAAACCGAAAUUGAUCGUGUGGUGUUCUCAAAUCACAGAAUGUGUUUAUCAAGAUAAAAGUGCGUGUGAUUUGUAUGAUUCGGUAUUAUAAACAAGACGAGAAUCAGGGUCAAAUCUUUUCACUUCCUUCUCAAAAUGCAACAGGAGGGUACUCCAAAGUUCCUGAAAUUCCACCAGGGAAGAGUCAGAGGCGUUUCAUUCAGUCCACGGGACCGGUAUUUAUUUUGUUCGGGAGGUUACGAUGGCAAGGUUAACCUCUAUUCUGCUCUGCGCAUGGAAUUACUCAUGUACUAUCAGAUAACAACAAUGACCCAAGCGCAAAAUGUCAAUGCUGUCAGAUUCACUUCGGAUGGCUCGAGGGUUUUGGCUGCGACUAAUGCGAGGCGAUUAGUCGUGGUGGAUGUUGAGAGAGGUGAGCAACUUUUGGCUUAUGAUAAUUGCGCAUUCAGUGGUAAUGGAAACAGAACUGGUCUGGCGACAGAUCCUUCAGGGCCAAAUUUAGCCAUUUCUGUCACAGUAAAUGGGAAAGGUCUGACUCUUGUGGAUCUUCGAAUGCCCCUACCUUUGGAUUUUGUUUAUGAUUUGCAUGGAUCCGUUAUACGAGACAUCUGUUUCUUACCCUCAUCCUGGCCCUGGCAAAAUUCGAUUCUCACAGGAGGGUCUGAUGGAACUUGCAAAGUAUCUUCGCCCGAUGGUCGAGUCCUACAUGCCUUCCAAACUGGACACGCGGUGAAUACAGUUUGCGUGACUCCUGAACCAUUUUCUAGAAGCGCUGAAGAUGGAUUUUAUAGCUUAAUCAUGAGCGGCGGAGAUUUAAUCUCAGCUUACGUACCGGACACUGGAAUCCAGGAGCAUCUUAAAGAGCAGAAAGAAUCUCCAGUUUGGAAACUCAGGUACACUUCCAAUGGAAGUACACUUUACUCUGUCUGUGAUGGAGGAAUUCUCAGACGUUACAGAAGGUAUCCCGAUCAUCAUGAAUAUCUCGGGGAGGUUUAUCGACAUAAAGGAGACAUUCAGGACGUCGACGUUUCCCCUUACGAUGAAUAUAUUGUAACAGCCUCAAAGGAUCAAAGUGUCGGUGUUCUACUUCUCGGUCCACCGAAUCAUGGAUUUACCGAAUACACAGAACUCACAUGAUAGCGAUUCUCGCCAAAUCCGUCCUUCUCUUUUUUGGUGUAUCUGUAUUAGGUAAAGGAAAACCUGAUCAAAUAUGUCAAAUGUGGAAGAAGAGUGGCCAGGUCAGCGUAUAUCUACCCUACAAACUGUACAGUUCUAGACCUGUUCUAGAAGCAGCUCUAGAAUUAUUCUAGAAGUAGUUCUAGAACUUUUCUAGAAGAAGUUCUAGAAGGAAAUCUAGAACUUUUCUAGAAGCAGUUCUAGAAUUGUUCUAGAAGCAGUUUUACAACUUUGCUAGAAGAAGUCCUAGAUCUUUUCUAGAAGCACUUCUGGAAUUGUUCUAGAAGCAGUUCUAGAUUCAGUUCUAGAAUUGUUCUAGAAUUAUUCUAGAAGCAGUUCUAGAAUUUUUAUAGAAGCAGUUCUAGAAAACAGUUGAAACGGUUCUAGAACUAUUAUUUUUGAUGCGCCUGGCUUAUUUUGUACAAAGUCUAAAUUGUUGUUACUGAUGUUAUAAUUUUACGAGCAAUAUUUUAAAAAAAUUCUAUACCCGUACAAUAUUUACGAUAGGAAUGAUUGUUUCGACAUGACUUGUUUUCUCCACUGAUGAAACAUAAUACUUCAGAAUCUCCGAUUAAUUGGAAGCAAGGUGGAAAAUUUUGUUCAUUGAACUUAUAUAUUUUUAUAUCUAAGUUAUAUAUGAUUAUUGAAGUGAUUCUUUUCAAAAGAUGCUUACUUUUUGAAAGUUACUUUAUACUUUUGUUCAAAUUGUCCUUUAAUAAUUUCGUUUUUUUUCUUAUUUCUUAAGAGUGUUUCGAAAUCGUGUUUGCAAUCGAGCAUUUGAUAUUUAAAAUGUCGCCGCCAAAGAUGAUUGAGUUUGAAGAUUUUAUUUUGGUAUAUGUUAUCAAAAAAAUAAAGUUUGCAUCCAGAGAACUUUUAAAAGUGUGUAGCCAGAAUGAAUAACAAUAAAAAAAAUACUUUAAAGGUAAA
Belonocnema kinseyi is the source of this 2394-nucleotide messenger RNA. RefSeq lists its product as uncharacterized. The transcript is spliced from 6 exons. Gene Ontology annotation, molecular function: protein binding. The coding region runs from base 427 to 1428 and encodes 333 amino acids. NCBI's taxonomy places the organism in Eukaryota, Metazoa, Arthropoda, Insecta, Hymenoptera, Cynipidae. The record is from RefSeq and is a predicted model, not a curated record.